AUGACAGUCUAUGAAAUCCGCGUUAUUUUCUACACGUGGAUUAAACAGAAAAUUGAGAUACCGCGGAAUUAUGACCCCGUGGAAAAAAGGAUAUCAAGUCAGUUGCUGAAGCUGGACGACAUCACAGUUCAUAGUCAGGCAGUUACCUGGAACGAAGCCAAAGACUUGUGUAAAAUGAAAGGACAGAAAAUGCUGACUUUAGACACACCUGAAAAAUUCAACGCUAUUACAAACCUACUUACUGAUUUUCUUACAGGGGAUUACUGGCUCGGAUUGCAUGAUAUAAACAGUGGAUCCACCACAGAAUUUUAUUGGGAUGAUUGUAAGCCGUUGGCUCCGUCGGAUUGGACAAUCUGGGAUUCAGUGGGCAACGAACCGGACAAGCCCUCCACUCAAAGAUGUAUUAGGAUCUUCUUUGGCCAUUGGAGAACUGUAGAUUGUAACAUACCGAGAUCGUACAUCUGCGAACAACAAAAAGCACCUUGUCCCUAUCGCAGUCUUCUCAACAUGGAUGUGACAAAAAAUUCAUCGAUCUCUUUCCUUGAAAUAGCGGCAGAUAUCGAAUCUUGUAAAGCAGUCUGUGACAACAUAUUUACAUCUGAUAAAAGUUGCUGGGGCAUACUGAUUUCAAACAACAACACCUUAUCAUGCAAUCUCAUAAUUUCAAAAGAAGCACCGAAAAGAAGGCCAGCAAAUGGUUUCAAUUUAUACGUGAAGGACUGCAUGAAAGUAAGUGUCGAUAACACUACAGUCGCUGUACAAAGCAGAACAGAGGCAUAUCCUGUUUCUACCUGUCCUGUGAUUGAUAAUGUCGAGGAAAACACCACGGUCAUUUCAUGUCAAAAUCUCUUAAAAAGUACCUUACCAUCAACUCCGACGAGCUCAGAUGUGAAUUUGGAUAAUGAUCACAUCACCACAGCUUUUAAUUUGGAUACUCAGCAAGAACUAAUAUUAAGCAUUCGCAAUAUAAAGAACAGCCUGACGGUAAACAAGUCGGAAACCAGUACGGAGAUUCGUAAGAAGAUUAGUGUGUACGAGAGUAGAACUAGCGCCGUGUCUAUGGGUCUCAUUGGGACGAUUGUCAUUGUCUCAGUGAUACUGUUUCCGAUCGUAUCAGACCUUGCAUCCUUCAUUCAAAGACGUAACAAAAUAACAAUUUAAAAAAUAGUAUUUCAAUGCGAGAGAAUACUUAUUCUGGCAGAAUGUUUAUGCAACAAACACCAUUCGUAGGCCAUACGAAAAUGGCUAGUUGGCUGUCAACUUGUCAUGAACUGAAACAGUUAACAACUAGAAGUUGAAUGCUUUUGUGAAAAGCUUUCAACUAUUUUGCAUAAAAUGGUCAGUUGACUAUUCAUCGAGUUGACCAUUAAAGUUGAGGGCUAAUGCUUUAAUAAGAAUUCCUGCUGGAAAAAAAAUUAUACUGAUGAACACUGCCUCUACCAUAGUCCGAAAUAUCUGACGUUUUCCAGGCUUUUUCACGAUUUUGAUUUUUCCUGGCACAUAAAAUAUAGAAAUCGUUCAAUGGCAUUGAAAAAGUCCGAUAUUUUGGACUACCUCCACCAGUGUUAGGUUAACUAGGAAUUAGAAAUUUUUGUGUAUUUUUAGAAAGUUUGGAAAACUGAAUUGAAACUUUUAUUUUUGAUGAUAAUUUAAAGAUUUGCCUUUCUUUAUAUUUUUCUGAAAAAAUAUUGGAAAGACAUAA
Saccostrea cuccullata (small rock oyster) is the source of this 1702-nucleotide messenger RNA. RefSeq lists its product as uncharacterized. Gene Ontology annotation, molecular function: signaling receptor activity. NCBI's taxonomy places the organism in Eukaryota, Metazoa, Mollusca, Bivalvia, Ostreida, Ostreidae. The record is from RefSeq and is a predicted model, not a curated record. The transcript has 6 exons. Bases 1 to 1161 code for a protein of 386 amino acids.